UGUACGAGCCACACUGACUGCUGAGUUGAAGUUCUCUGGCAUGGGUGGACGUGUGCUUAACUUUUAACUGCAUCUUUAUCCUCGGAUUUUGACAGCUUCUACAAUUUAUGCAUACGCUUCAGCAGCGGAGGAUUAUACAACAACACAUACUCUCAAGAUCCUGCAGCUUGCACGUCACAUGUUCAUACACGUCUCGCUUUGGGCACGUCUACUUCAGUGUCCUACCUUUGCCAGAAGCAGUCACUGCAUAAAAUAGCUCUAAGCCCUGAUGACAGGAGAUGGUGGUGAAGCAGCGGGAUGACAGACACAGCCUCGCCCUCUCCUCCAGCCUCGCCCACACCCUCGUCCUCAGAUGAUGCUCCUCACAUCUUGCACACUCCUACCACAUCUUUAGCUUCACCAUCGCCUGUACCCUCCUCCUCAUCCUCUGAGCCUUCGUCAUCUACCUCCUGCAGCAACUCACCCAUCGUAGGGGAGUCUUCAGGAGGGUGCAACAGCGAUGGCUGCGAAGUUACUUCAGGAGCAUCCACGCUUGAAGAUCCCGGGUCAUCCAGACACAGGGUCGAGUCCCUCAUCACUCUCGAUCCCCCAUCCUCCUCGAUUCAGUUCUCGCCAGAAGUUUCCAGCUCUAAUUUAGGUCUGGAUGAGAAUUCCCUUAGCGAUGCACCUCACUCCUUCGCUGCUGGGGCUAACGGCUCCACCUCUCCACGGGCUCCUGACUCUUCUGAGGCAGCCACUGGGUCUUCUCACUUUCGCUUUAAUUGGCAGCCCCGAAGUUCCUGCCCAAAUUUAGUAGUUCCUUCUUCCUCAGGUUGGCCACAAGAGUGCCUCAGACCCAUGAGUGAGAGUUUGGUGUCUCGCUCCACAUGGCUCUCGUCUUCAUCGAGUGCUGCCACUGGCACAACUGGGACACCCUCGUCAUGGCACUCAGGAGCAUUUUGGGGCAGUUUGGAGGCAUCCGAUGUUAGCUCAACGGGGCCGCCUGAUUCAACAAAGUCCACCCUAGAAGCUUGCCAAGUAAGCUGGCAGCGGGAAUACCCCAGCACGGCAUCUGAUGAAUUAACCUCCUCAACAACUUUGUCUCACGAGACCGUGAAUUCGACUAUCGAGGUGGGAGCAACAUCGUCAUCAUGGUCCCAGGAGGGUGAGGGUGCCACGGCUGCUACAUGGGAAUGUGACUCUCUUAACUCUGAAGUCGGUGCUACGUCCUCCCUCUCGUCCUGGCCUCCAUCGUCUUCCACUUCCACUUCGCAGUCAACAUUGGACUUCGCGUCUCCGUCCAACACAUCGCCCUCCAACCCUCCUGUUAAUUCUACAUCUCAGUGCCCUCCAGAGAGCAGCUUGCAGCUUCACACGUGGAGGUCACGGGUGAUAUCAGCGCCUUUAAGUUUAACUCGUGUCAUGCCUACGGCACCUCCCCCGAGGCCGCCAACGCCCCCACGUCAACCCACGCCUCCUACCAGCCGUCACCGUUCUCACAUCCAACCCCCAAUGUCCCUCAGACGCUCGGUGUCUCCCCCGGCUCAAAGCUAUGCCCGUGUCCAGUCACCAUCGGCUGUCAGACGUUCCCUAUCGCCUCCACAGCUGCAGUACGCCCAUCAUGUCCCACCUGUGCGUAGAUCUGCCUCUCCACCCCACCAUCACGCCCACGCUGCUCAGCCACCCACGCCCCCGAGACGCUCGGUGUCGCCUGUCUCCUUCCAGGGUGUACUGGGCCAGCCACUCUCACCCACAGUCAGACGACGGACCAACCACAGACACAGGUCAUUGUGUCUUGCAGGUCAGCCAGGACACCCAGCCCACGCCCGCCACGCCCACCUAAUUCCACGCCCGCGUCGGACCCAGCCCCUUCCCAGCAACAGUCACCACGCCCUCACUCCACGAAGAUGAGGGGACGGUGAAUCCUCACGGUGUGAAAGUGAGAGGAUGGUGUUAUGGUCCUCAUGGUGUGAAGAUGGGGGAGCAGUGAGUCAUGGUGCACGUGGUGUGAAAAAAUGAGGGGAACCUAUUGAUUACCUUUCAUCGCUCAGGAUAUCAUUGCCCCUGUGGCCCGGUCCCAUGCGUGGUCCUGAGACUUUGAGAGUGUUGUGCUGGUCUGGUACUUACCCUGGCCUCGCCUCACUUCACUUUUAUUUCUGUGUUUUAGUGUUCCACGAGAAAAUAUUUUCACACUAGCGAGGCUCAAGGGGCAUCGUAUUUUAGCUUGUGUAUGUGUGUUUUCCUAUUUGAGAGUGAAGAGGCUCUAGCUCCUGGGUCAGCUUCUUAACUUUCGACCAGUUAACUUGAAUUAGCCUUGUCCUACUUACAUUUUAAAUCUGUGCAUGCAUUCGGCUUCUGCUGUAUAUUUGUAUAUAUUACUCUUCUGUUUGCUGGUAUCUCUGUGACUCCUUUAGGUAUGCUGUUCGUGUCUCUUAUUACAGUUCCUCCUCUGCUAAACAACUUUUGUACUUUGUUUAUGCCUUGGAAUAUUUAGUAUAUCAUAAUUGUUUACUCUCGUUAUUUGUUGCCCCGAGAAAGGGAGAUCAAGCUUUUGUAUCUUUUCUGAAUUAGUCCCCUCAGCUCAGGCACUUAUCCUGAUGCUUUAUACUUUUUGACUUGUCUUCAGUUUUCCUUUCUGCUUAACUAGGUGAUGGCUCCACACUAAUACUGCGUACUCGAGGAUUGGUCACAGGUAUCUGGAAAAGUCCCUAAAAUGUGUCCUUGUCAAGAUUUCCAAAAGCCAUAAUAAUGUUUGGCAGCCAAAUAUGUACUUUUGGUGUUAUUUAGUUAUAUUCACAUCAAAACAUAGAUUUGGUGUAAUGGUUACUUUUAGGUAAUUUUUCUUUACGGAUCCUGUGAGUCGUUUCCCUUCCAUGUGAUACUGUUUGAUUUCAAUUCUUUACAGUUUUAUUUGGUUCUCGUUUAGGUUAAAGUCUUGCAGUUAUUUAUUUGGACACUUCUGAGGUAUGUCCACUUUUUUUUUACAGUAUAAUACCAUUGUUAUGUAUUUUUAUCUUAUUGUUCCAGCCUUUGUUUUCAUCUUCUUUACAUAAAUAUAUUCCCUUUGUGCACUAAACCCUUAUGGAUGACAAAGCCUGUGCAGUAAGAUUGAUCCCAUGUAAGUAUAUUUUAUCCAGAUAGCUAUUUUAUAUAACUAGUCACUCAGAAUACCAUAACUCACCACGUAGAGGCGGCUACUCUUCGGGUUCUUUACCCUCUUUGCAGUUUGGCAUCUGUCAACAGAGAUAUAUAUGAGUUUACCCACAUCAACGACUCACGAACAAUGCACUACAAAAUAGUAUGAUGCCUUGCAUCGAUUCUUGGGGAUGUUUGUUAAUUACGAUCACCGUCUGACACUUCAUCCCUUAAUGUUACACUUUGUCUCUGGUCAUUCAAGUUUGCUUUAUUCCAUUUAGUGCCUUUACUGCCACCUCUGACUUUCUUCUCCAGUUUGCUUAGUAAUCUGUGUAGCAUUGUAUCAAAGGCUAGUUUACAGAGAACCCAUUCCACCUCUUUCUGAUUUCCAUUAGUUUAUCAUAUGUUUGUAAGGUUUGCAUGGUACGAUUUGGAAACAUGUCAUUUUGUCUAGGAUGAUGUAAAGACACAGACGAUGCUUAAACUGGGACUAGAUAAAAUCUUACACAGUGAAACGUCCUAACUGAAGCUUUUUACACAACACACGUCUUUUCUUCGUGGCAUGACUUUCCAUUUCUAAAAUCAUGUUGAUGCUAUGUGAGGUAUUUUAUGCCAUCUAGGUGUUCCUCGAGUGAUUUUCUUAUACUUACCAUUACAUUACAUCGAAAGCUUUUAAGAGGACACUGUUCUGUAAUUUAAAACUCCUUGCCUGACUCCCUUGUUAUUAUCUGCAUUAGGUUUGUCAUCUGGGAAACUUGCAGUUCUCCUGUCUUUAUUGGUUUGUUGAAGAUUUGGACGAGCAGCUUUCACAGUGCUUCAUGUCAUUUUCUUAGUAUCCAUGACAAUAAUUUAUCUGGUCCUGUUGCCUUUACUGUAUUGGGUUUCAUCAGUGACCUCCCUUUCUUACUAGUCAUUUUUAUUCUUAGUGAUUCAUCCUGGUUUUCCACUUCUGGCACUGAUUUUGUUCACUCGUGAAUUCUUCAUGAAGUGUAUUGCACUGCAUAUCUUCCUAUCAGUCUGUUAAUAGACCUGAACUUAUACUGUCAUCUUGAUACUGAUAUGGCUGUGAAGCGGUUUUGAUUAUGUUUUGCUUUAGCUGCUACAUACAUUGAAAAGUGGUUUCUGGUUCCUUUUAGGUAGUCUUUUCCGUCUCUCUUGCUAGUCUGUGCUGUAGUGGUAGAUAUGUUCUGGCAUUUCUUUUAGGCACUUGUGAUCUUAAGUUCCCCCCCCCUUGCAUUGCCAAUCGAACCACUGAAUUUCUCACUGAAUUUCUCAGUGAAUCAUCUACCACUGACCGACUAUUUUCCACCACGGACCGACUACCGUACACCAUGCUCCUACUACCUUCCACCAUGGAGCACCUUCGUGCCAACACAUUACUUGCCAUCAGUGUUGCAGUCGUUGCCAUGCACAUGUGAUUAGUGUACAGAAGUUCCGUCAAAAGUCAAUAUAGCACGGAAGGUUAAACAUUCUUAUCAUUGUGUGUUGUGAGGAGGACAGGGUGAGAAGGAGCCUCCUAGCUGAACCUCACGGGGUGAGGAGGAGCCUCCUAGCUGAACUUCACGGGGUGAGGGAAUGGGGAGAGCCCAGCUGGGGCUUCACUACUACAGCGGCAUCAUUACAUAUCAUUCUGCAUCUGUAUCAGCGCCCAAAAUAUUAUGCAUUAAUUAUAUCCUACUGUUGGCUGACCUCCCCACUCUGAACCAACAUGAUCAUGGUGGGCAGCAGCCGUCGGUAAUAUUAAUAAGCUUAUGGUAACUGGCCGGGGUACACGUUAUUACAUAUAAAUAUAUAUUG
Cherax quadricarinatus is the source of this 4911-nucleotide messenger RNA. Its product is annotated as serine/arginine repetitive matrix protein 1. The record is from RefSeq and is a predicted model, not a curated record. Lineage: Eukaryota; Metazoa; Arthropoda; Malacostraca; Decapoda; Parastacidae.